Messenger RNA from Gossypium raimondii (Peruvian cotton), 2026 nucleotides. RefSeq names its product folate synthesis bifunctional protein, mitochondrial. The coding region runs from base 216 to 1751 and encodes 511 amino acids. Lineage: Eukaryota; Viridiplantae; Streptophyta; Magnoliopsida; Malvales; Malvaceae. Gene Ontology annotation, molecular function: 2-amino-4-hydroxy-6-hydroxymethyldihydropteridine diphosphokinase activity; dihydropteroate synthase activity. The record is from RefSeq and is a predicted model, not a curated record. Gene Ontology annotation, biological process: tetrahydrofolate biosynthetic process. The transcript is spliced from 2 exons.
UUCCUUUUCUUAUAUCUGGGUAAAAGCCAGGAUCGGCGCAAAUCUCUAUUUCUCCCCACCGUAGCCUCAUCGCAACUCUAGGAUUUAUCAGCCUCAGCUCAUCCCUAACUGCAGUUUUGAUGCUGCAAAUUUAUCAAAGCUAAAGUCAUUUGACAUAUAAAAAUAUCAAUUUUUUUGCUUUAGAAUGAGAAUCAGUUGAAGAAACCUAUUGAUAUAUGAAUCUUUUCAAGAAGCUUUUGUCCACCAAACAUGGGAUUAUUGGUGCCCAAAAGUAUUGUAGAGCAACCUUCUGUUCGAUCCUGCAUUCAGCCGUGGAUCACUCAGUCGAAGUUCAUUCUCCAGACCAGGAAGUGGUGAUUGCUUUAGGAAGCAAUGUCGGUGACAGACUUAAUAAUUUCAAUCAAGCCUUGCAGUUAAUGAGGAAAUCGGGUAUCCAUAUUACAAAACAUGGUUGCUUAUAUGAGACAGCUCCGGCCUAUGUCACCGAUCAGCCUCGAUUUCUGAACUCUGCAGUUAGAGCUGUUACAAAGCUGGGGCCACAUGAACUUCUGGGUGUGCUUAAGACAAUUGAGCGCAACAUGGGUCGUAGUGGUGGAAUAAGGUAUGGUCCAAGGCCUAUUGAUCUGGAUAUCUUGUUUUAUGGAAAGUACCAGAUCGGUUCCGAUAAACUUACCGUCCCCCAUGAGAGAAUUUGGGAGCGACCUUUUGUAAUGGCGCCAUUAAUGGAUUUACUAGGAUUGGUUAUCGACAGUGAUACCGUUGCUUGCUGGCAUUCUUUGUCAACAGAUUCAGACGGACUAUUUGGUUUGUGGGAUAAAUUGGGUGGUGAAUCCCUCAUCGGAAAGGAAGGGAUGAAAAGGGUUUUACCAAUUCGGAAUCACUUAUGGGAGUGGUCAAAGAAAACCUCAGUCAUGGGUAUUCUUAAUCUAACCCCAGAUAGUUUUAGUGAUGGUGGAAAGUUUGUAUCUGUGCAGAAUGCAGUUUCUCAUGUUCGUUCGAUGAUUUCAGAAGGAGCAGAUAUAAUAGAUAUUGGUGCACAAUCUACACGACCGAUGGCUUCUAGGAUAUCUGCGGAAGAAGAAUUGGAUAGGUUAAUCCCUGUAUUAGAAGCUGUUCUCGAAAUGCCUGAGAUGGAGGAGAAGCUCGUAUCCGUGGAUACUUUCUAUUCAGAUGUUGCAUCAGAGGCCGUAAAGAAAGGAGCUCAUCUCGUAAAUGAUGUAUCUGCUGGGCAGUUAGAUCCUAACAUGCUUAAGAUGGUUGCUAGCCUUGAUGUUCCUUACAUUGCAAUGCACAUGAGGGGAGACCCUACUACAAUGCAGAGUCGUGACAACCUGCAAUACAGUGAUGUUUGUUCACAGGUUGCCUCCGAGUUGUUCUCAAGAGUUAAGGAUGCAGAAUUAUCUGGAGUUCCUGCUUGGAGGAUUAUUCUUGACCCUGGAAUCGGAUUCUCCAAGAAGACUGAACAUAAUUUGGACAUUCUCACCGGUUUACCUGUCAUUCGUUCAGAGAUUGCUAAGCGAAGUUUGGCUGCUUCUCAUGCUCCCCUACUUAUUGGACCAUCGAGAAAGCGAUUUUUAGGUGAAAUUUGCAACCGUCCGGCUGCAGGCGAAAGAGAUCCUGCAACCAUUGCUUCUGUAACUGCUGGGAUUUUCGGAGGGGCGAACAUUGUCAGGGUGCACAAUGUGAGAGACAAUGUAGACGCUGUGAAAGUUUGUGAUGCAAUGCUGAAAGAGAGGAGCAUUCAAUUAUAAUGAUAGGAAAUGCAAUCUUCUCAGUAAAGCCAUUCUUGCACCCUUCCAAAACCACAGAUUUGUGAGCUAAAAUUUUGAAGACCUCAUAUGAUUUGCUACUCUUUUCUUCUUAAUAAAGAAUGAAUUUAGUUAAACAAUUGUGUACUCGAGAGUCAAGAUCUAAUGAAGUUUCCUUCGGUUUUUUAUAUUUUUUUUUGGGGGGGGGGUGCAACCAAGCUUGUACUUGGAAUUCGGAUUGAAUUGAAAAUUUUUUUGUAAACUUUAAUCAUUGUUUA